Messenger RNA from Fukomys damarensis (Damara mole-rat), 3988 nucleotides. It is a transcript of the gene Ppfia4, whose product is annotated as PTPRF interacting protein alpha 4. The transcript has 30 exons. Gene Ontology annotation, biological process: synapse organization. Gene Ontology annotation, cellular component: presynaptic active zone. Bases 479 to 3988 code for a protein of 1169 amino acids. Gene Ontology annotation, molecular function: protein binding. The record is from RefSeq and is a predicted model, not a curated record. NCBI's taxonomy places the organism in Eukaryota, Metazoa, Chordata, Mammalia, Rodentia, Bathyergidae.
CUCCGGGGUGGGGGGCGGCUCCCUCGUCGCCUCCUUGCAGAGCUGCCAGUUGCAGGGCCUUCCGCAAUUGCAAGCAGACCACCCCGCCCUGCCCUCCAGAAACGAUGGGUGUCGCUAGACCCAGCUGGGACUCUGCCAGGCUCCGGUGCUCAGUCUGAGAUAAGGGCCGGCCCAGGCCUGCUCUCCUCGCCUGUCAUGGCCGCACUCCGAUGCUGCCCGCCGGUCUGGGCACACAGGGCACCCAGCCCCAGCCCCAAGAGGUUAAGCCAGGCUUCCUGGCUCCAUUCCACAGGAGAACUGCAGGCCCCAGGCUCCUUUCAGAGCAAGAACGACUGAUGGCAUGGGAGAAGCCCCUGCCCACUGCCCACUCUCCUGGCACUGCCCUCUCUGAGACCCAUGCACAGGGCCCUCUGCAGCUGCCAACCCCGUGAGUCCCUCCCCGUCCCCUGACUCUGAGAAGGCCCUGCCCACCCCCACCAUGUGUGAGGUGAUGCCCACAAUCAACGAGGGGGACCCCUUGGGGCCCCCACACGGCGCCGAUGCGGACGCCAACUUUGAGCAGCUGAUGGUGAACAUGCUGGACGAGCGGGAGAAGUUGCUGGAGUCCCUUCGGGAGAGUCAGGAAAGCCUGGCAGCCACGCAGAGCCGGCUGCAGGGUGCUCUGCAUGAGCGGGACCAGCUCCAGCGCCACCUUAACUCCGCCCUCCCCCAGGAAUUUGCCACCCUAACCCGGGAGCUGAGCAUGUGUCGGGAACAGCUUCUAGAGCGGGAGGAAGAGAUAUCAGAGCUGAAAGCGGAACGGAACAACACAAGGCUGCUUCUGGAACAUCUGGAGUGCCUGGUGUCCCGCCACGAGCGGUCCCUGCGGAUGACCGUGGUGAAACGCCAGGCCCAGUCCCCUUCAGGGGUCUCCAGUGAGGUGGAGGUGCUGAAGGCCCUCAAGUCGCUGUUUGAGCACCACAAGGCCCUGGACGAGAAGGUCCGAGAGCGGCUCCGGGCGGCACUGGAGCGAGUUACCACCCUGGAGGAGCAGCUGGCAGGUGCGCACCAGCAGGUGUCUGCCCUGCAGCAGGGGGCAGGGGUUCGGGAUGGAGCGGCAGAAGAGGAGGGGACUAUGGAGCUGGGACCAAAAUGCCUGUGGAAGGAGGACCUGGGCCAGGUAGAGGAGCUACAGGAGCUUCUGGAGAAGCAAAACUUUGAGUUGAGCCAGGCCCGAGAGCGACUGGUCACCCUGACAGCAACGGUGGCAGAACUUGAAGAGGACCUGGGCACAGCCCGCCGGGACCUUAUUAAGUCAGAGGAGCUGAGCAGCAAGCACCAGCGGGACCUCCAUGAGGCUCUGGCCCAGAAGGAGGACAUGGAGGAGCGAAUCACCACACUGGAGAAACGCUACCUGGCUGCUCAGCGCGAGGCCACCUCCAUCCACGACCUCAAUGACAAACUGGAGAAUGAACUGGCCAACAAGGAGUCGCUGCACCGUCAGUGCGAGGAGAAGGCCCGGCACCUCCAGGAGCUGCUGGAGGUGGCAGAGCAGAAGCUGCAGCAGACGAUGCGCAAGGCAGAGACGCUGCCGGAGGUGGAGGCUGAGCUGGCCCAGAGAAUCGCAGCCCUCACCAAGGCUGAGGAACGGCACGGAAACAUCGAGGAGCAUCUUCAGCAUCUGGAAGGGCAGCUGGAGGAGAAGAACCAGGAGCUGGCAAGGGUGCGUCAGCGGGAGAAGAUGAACGAGGACCAUAACAAGCGGCUGUCAGAUACCGUGGACCGGCUGCUUAGCGAGUCAAAUGAGCGCCUGCAGCUGCAUCUCAAAGAGCGGAUGCUCACAGCUGAUCUCCCUCAGAACACGCUGAUCCAGGAGUUGGAGAACUCCCAGCGCCAGCUCGAGGAGCAGCAUCACCACAAGGGCCGCCUGUCUGAAGAGAUUGAGAAGCUACGCCAAGAGGUGGACCAGCUGAAGGGUCGAGGGGGGCCGUUUGUGGAUGGCAUCCACUCCAGGUCGCACGUGGGCAGCGCAGCAGACGCACGGUUCUCCUUGAGCUCCACUGCCCACGCCCCCCUGGGUCUGCACCACCGCUACUCGGCCCUGAAGGAAGAAUCGGCCAAGGACUGGGAGCCAUCUCCACUGCCUGGCAUGCUGGCCCCCAAGUCCACCGCUGCCUUCGACAGCGACCCUGAGAUCUCUGACGUGGAUGAGGACGAGCCCGGGGGUCUUGUUGGCUCUGUUGAUGUCGUCUCCCCCAGCGGCCACUCGGAUGCUCAGACUCUGGCCGUGAUGCUACAGGAACAGCUGGAUGCCAUCAACGAAGAGAUCAGGAUGAUCCAGGAAGAAAAGGAGUCCACGGAGCUCCGCGCAGAGGAGAUCGAGACGCGCGUGACCAGCGGCAGCAUGGAAGCCCUAAACCUGACGCAGCUGCGCAAGCGCAGUUCCAUCCCCACCUCGCUGACCGCCCUGUCCCUGGCCAGCGCGUCGCCUCCCCUCAGUGGCCGCUCCACAGCGAAGCUCACCUCCCGCAGCGCUGCCCAGGACCUGGACCGAAUGGGGGUCAUGACCUUGCCCAGUGACUUACGAAAGCAUAGGAGGAAGCUGCUGUCGCCAGUGUCUCGGGAAGAGAACCGAGAGGAUAAAGCCACCAUAAAAUGUGAGACUUCUCCUCCUUCCUCACCCAGGACGCUGCGGCUAGAGAAGCUUGGCCACCCAGCCCUGAGCCAGGAGGAAGGCAAGAGUGCCUUGGAAGAUCAAGGCAGCAACCCCAGCAGCAGCAACAGCAGCCAGGACUCCUUGCACAAGGGCGCCAAGCGCAAGGGCAUCAAGUCGUCCAUUGGUCGCCUGUUUGGGAAGAAGGAGAAGGGCAGGCUGAUUCAGCUGAGUCGGGAUGGAGCCACAGGCCACGUUCUGCUAACCGACUCCGAGCUCAAUCUGCAGGAGCCUGUGGUGCCUGCUAAGCUGGGGACCCAAGCAGAGAAGGACCGGCGGCUAAAGAAGAAACACCAGCUGCUGGAAGAUGCCCGCAGAAAAGGGGUGCCCUUUGCCCAGUGGGACGGCCCCACGGUGGUCUCAUGGCUGGAGCUCUGGGUGGGGAUGCCUGCCUGGUACGUGGCCGCCUGCCGGGCCAACGUCAAGAGUGGUGCCAUCAUGUCCGCCCUGUCGGACACAGAAAUCCAGCGGGAGAUCGGCAUCAGCAACGCCCUGCACAGGCUCAAACUGCGGCUGGCCAUCCAGGAGAUGGUGUCACUCACCAGUCCCUCUGCCCCACCCACCUCCAGGACGUCUUCCGGAAAUGUCUGGGUCACCCACGAGGAGAUGGAGACUCUGGCAACAUCCACCAAAACAGACAGUGAGGAGGGCAGCUGGGCUCAGACCCUGGCCUACGGAGACAUGAAUCACGAGUGGAUCGGGAAUGAGUGGCUGCCUAGCCUGGGGCUCCCCCAGUACCGAAGCUACUUCAUGGAGUGCCUGGUGGACGCGCGCAUGCUGGACCACCUCACCAAGAAGGACCUGCGCGCCCACCUGAAGAUGGUGGACAGCUUCCACCGAACCAGUCUUCAGUAUGGCAUCAUGUGUCUGAAGAGGCUGAAUUAUGACCGGAAGGAGUUGGAGAAGAGGAGGGAGGAGAGCCAGCACGAGAUCAAAGACGUGCUGGUCUGGACCAAUGACCAGGUGGUCCACUGGGUCCAGUCCAUUGGGCUUCGGGACUACGCGGGCAACCUGCACGAGAGCGGCGUCCACGGUGCCCUGCUGGCCCUGGAUGAGAACUUUGACCACAACACGCUGGCUUUGGUCCUCCAGAUCCCCACUCAGAACACUCAGGCCCGCCAGGUGAUGGAGAGAGAGUUCAAUAACCUGUUGGCUUUGGGCACAGACCGGAAGCUGGAUGACGGGGAGGACAAGGUGUUCCGGCGCGCGCCGUCCUGGAGGAAGCGCUUCCGGCCGCGGGACCACCCUCACUCCCACUAUCUCUACGGACACAUGCUCUCCGCCUUCCGGGACUAG